AUGGCGAAAUCCUCAGAUGACUACCUGUUGCUAGCGCGCCUGCCAUUCGUCGUGACACAACAACUUCAAGAAAACCUGGAUCCUCAACAGAAGAACAAUCAAAGUUUCGACAUGACUGGGCGUGAUAGUGCCUUUCUGGUUAGAGCAAAUUCGCGAUAUGCGGCCAAGCUCGAACUUGCUCGCCAACUGGAACAUUUUUCUAUGAGCUAG
Protopolystoma xenopodis is the source of this 210-nucleotide messenger RNA. NCBI's taxonomy places the organism in Eukaryota, Metazoa, Platyhelminthes, Monogenea, Polystomatidea, Polystomatidae. The record is from the annotation of a GenBank genome assembly.